This is a messenger RNA of Abrus precatorius (Indian licorice), 1719 nucleotides long. RefSeq names its product probable protein S-acyltransferase 6. The transcript has 9 exons. The record is from RefSeq and is a predicted model, not a curated record. Gene Ontology annotation, molecular function: protein-cysteine S-palmitoyltransferase activity. NCBI's taxonomy places the organism in Eukaryota, Viridiplantae, Streptophyta, Magnoliopsida, Fabales, Fabaceae. Gene Ontology annotation, cellular component: Golgi apparatus; endoplasmic reticulum. Gene Ontology annotation, biological process: peptidyl-L-cysteine S-palmitoylation; protein targeting to membrane. The coding region runs from base 1 to 1719 and encodes 572 amino acids.
AUGGCUGAUAGAGGUAGAGGAGCAAGAGACAACAAUGACCUAAUGGAGCACAGGACUCAAAUUCUAGGGACCUUAGUGCACAACCAAGGCGGAGAGUCGACUGAGUAUCGAGGAUUGCAUGAUCCUCCAAAAUUUGAGGAAGGUUUCAACCCUAAAGGAGCUCAAAGAUGGUUAGCGGAUGUAGAGAAGGUCUUCAAUGCUAUUAAAUGCCGUGAGGAGCACAAGGUGAGCUACGCCACCUACUUGCUGUGUGGGGAGGCAGAAGACUGGUGGAAACAGCAAAUUCCUCAUCUACUAUGGUUGCUUGCCACGUCAUCACCGGCCCAGGUCUCUUGCAGACGGCCGAAAGCGUGGGAUUCAGUGGAUCAUGUGAACAGUGAACUUACAAGUUACAUUACCAGGAAUUGUCAUAUAAAGGUGCACACAAUGCAGCCAUCGCCGCCGUUGUCGGAGAAUCCUGGCUCCGCCGCUGCCCCUGCUGCCUUGCUCGACAGAACUUACCGCGUCUGGAAAGGCAAUAACGUAUUCUGUCUUCGAGGGAGGCUUAUAUUUGGUCCUGAUGUGAAAUCUAUGUUUUUAUCGACUUUUCUUAUUGUUGCUCCGACUUCCGUUUUCUGUGCUUUUGUAUUGAGGAAACUCGUAGAUGGUUUUCCUAAUCACUUGGGAUGGUCAAUAAUGAUAGCAGUUAUUGUUCUCACUCUGUUCGUUCUGAUCACCCUUGUACUGACCUCAGGAAGAGAUCCAGGCAUAGUUCCUCGUAAUGCCCAUCCUCCGGAGCCAGAUGAUGAUCAUGUGACUGCCAAUAUCAAUGAUGGGCAAAGUCCGCAGCCACGCUUGCCACGGACGAGGGAUGUAAUUGUCAAUGGAAUAACAGUGAAAGUCAAAUACUGUGAUACGUGCAUGCUCUAUAGACCCCUCCGCUGUUCUCAUUGUUCAAUCUGUGAUAACUGCGUGGAGCGAUUUGAUCAUCACUGCCCAUGGGUGGGUCAGUGUAUUGGGGUGCGAAAUUACCGGUUCUACUACCUUUUUAUUUUUUCCACAACUCUGCUUUGCUUAAAUGUACAUGGAUUUUGCUGGGUCUACAUUAAGAAGAUCAUGGACUCGGAGGAAAAAUCAAUUUUGAAAGCAAUGAUCGGAACUCCUGCAUCCACUGCACUAAUAGCCUACACCUUCAUUUGCGUAUGGUUUGUUGGCGGCCUCACUGUUUUUCACACAUAUCUCAUCAGCACAAACCAGUCUACUUACGAAAAUUUUAGAUACCAGUUUGACGAAGACGGCUACCCAUAUGACAGAGGUAUAGUUGGGAACUUCAAAGAAGUAUUCUGCACUAGCAUUCCUCCAUCCAGGCACAAUUUCAGGUCUAAGGUUCCGAGGGAGCCAGUAGUAGAUUCAUAUCAAGAAAUGGGUAUUCGGUCCCGGAGCCCAAUGAGGAGAAGCAGCACCAGGAUUAUGGAAUUAGCAGGGAGGCCAGUUCACAGUGGGUCAGACGAGGAGGAAAAAGAUUAUAGAGAUGGGUUUCACGAUGGGGGAGAUAGCAAAUAUAGUGGAUUGAAUCUACAAACGGAAGGAGGGGAGGGAAAUGAAAUUUCACCUGGUAAGCGUCCUAUGGGAGGAAGACCCGGCGGAAAGUGCUAUAUACCUCCAGAAGUUGGGGAAUCAAGUGAGAGUGCGAGUGAGAGUAGUAGUGGAUCUAACUCAAAGGGGCUGCAUAUUGCAUAG